Sipha flava (yellow sugarcane aphid) is the source of this 954-nucleotide messenger RNA. RefSeq names its product exosome complex component CSL4 (gene Csl4). The coding region runs from base 314 to 901 and encodes 195 amino acids. Gene Ontology annotation, biological process: RNA processing. The transcript has 6 exons. Gene Ontology annotation, molecular function: RNA binding. The record is from RefSeq and is a predicted model, not a curated record. Gene Ontology annotation, cellular component: cytoplasm; nuclear exosome (RNase complex). NCBI's taxonomy places the organism in Eukaryota, Metazoa, Arthropoda, Insecta, Hemiptera, Aphididae.
UUUAAAAACAUUCAUAAUCAUACAAUUCUCUAGCUGAGUUUUGCACAAGGAAUGAAUACGACUGCUCACGAUGUAAUAAAAUAUUAAUGGUAAUUUAAAGCAGAAAAAAUUAGAAUAUUCUUAGCAAAACAAUUACAAAGACCGCCAAAAUGCCGAAUAGAAAUAAUAUUGAUAACAUAUCACUAUAUACUUGUUCUGAUAACACACACAUUUGAAACUACAGCAUGAUGGAUCGUUCAAUACAGAAAAUAAUCUAUUAAAUUAAACAUAUUUUUUUUUAAUUCACUAUAUACUUGGACUGAUUUGUUAUACGAUGGAAAACAAAAUAAUUUGUGUGCCCGGACAAAGACUUUGUCAAGUUGAUGCAACACAUACUCAAGGAAAAGGAACGUACAAAAGACAAGAUUACAUUUAUUCUAGUGUAGCUGGAAUUGUAAAUGUAGAUGACUCUAACAAAAUAUCAGUGAUAGAGGUCCUAAGUAAAGAUAAAACUAUCGUUCCAGCACCAGGAGAUAUUGUUACAGCAAUGGUCACAACAAUUAACCAAGAUAUGUGCAAAUGUUUGAUAACUAGUGUCUGUGGACAUGAAUUGAAUGAAACCUACAGGAGUAGCUUACGAAAACAAGAUGUACGGACUAAAGAAAUCGACAAAAUUGAUAUGCUACAAUGUUUUAGGCCGGGUGACAUAAUUUUGGCUAGAAUUCUGCCAAUGACUGAAGCACAUACAUUUAAACUUACUACAGCUGAAAAUGAACUUGGUGUAGUCAUUGCCUGCAGUGAAUAUGGCUUUCCAAUGAUUCCAAUAAGUUGGACUGAAAUGCAAUGUACUAAAACCAAUGUAAUUGAAACCAGGAAAGUAGCUAAAAUUGUUCAAGAAAAGAAAACAGCAGAAAAUGUUUAAAAAUGUUAACUAUUUUUUUUUUAUCAUAUGCAUUAAUAAUUGUAUGUGUAACA